AUGGCGACCAGAGACUCCAGCGGUAGUUUCGUGACCAAGGACACCACUGGGACCUUGAGCGAGGCCGUGCGUGAGCACCUGCGGAAGCUGUGUCUCCACGAAUUCCCGUGUGGCACGGGUAGCUGGAAUAAGUCACGCUUUCUUCCUCGAACAUGGCACACCUGGAGGGAAAUGGUCCCAAAGGAGGAGGAGACAGUGAGUGCAGGAGAGGAGACUGUGGAGGCGCUACUGGGCCUCGUGCGAAGCCGCCACUCUCCUUGGGCCAUGCUGAAGGACUCCAGUGCCGAGGACUGUUUCCUGAGAGAACUGGCCAUCCGGAAUCCUCAGAUGAUCAAAGACACUUUCUUCUACUCCUACUUCCGGUCCCUGAGGGUAGUGGACAAGGGGGUGACUCUAGUGGAUAAAGACCUCUUGAAGUUUCUAAAGCUCGAGGAGUUGGUUCUGUGUGCCAAUAAAAUUGAGGAAAUCGAUGCAAACAAUCUACCCCCAACAUUGAAGGUGCUGGAGCUCUAUGGCAACCUGAUCAGCAGCAUGGAGUGUCUGUGCUCCCCUCCACCACCGAACUUGCAGCACCUGGGGCUAGGCCACAACAAACUACUGGGCCCCUUGGAGAGUCUGUACAUCACCUCCGACAACUGGCACAAACUCGUCUCCCUGGACCUGAGCUUCAACGACUUGACAGACCUGCAGAGCAUGAUAGCCGGUCUCAGCACCCUGAGGCACCUGCGGCUGCUGGUCCUGCAGGGGAACCCACUGGCCCUCGUGCCUUACUACCGAGGCUUUACCGUGGACAGCCUGGCACGCCUGUGUGUGCUGGAUGACAUCACCGUGUCCCCCAAUGAGAAGCACCAGUUCCGGGGACUCAGCGUUCAAGGUGACCUGCUACCUCACGAGGCACAGUUUGUGGUCACCAUUGGAAACAUCAGGGGAGUUAUGGACACCUCUGUGUUUGACCCAGAGCCAGGACCUGACGGCCCUUUCAUCACCUACAACUAUUAUGUGACCUAUGACUUUGUGGAAGAUUUGGAUACCGUAAGGAAUGUGUUUGCCAGUGCCCUGGGGGAGACCCAUCGUGACAGUGUUCCGACUGAGCCUUCUCCUACCGCGGAUCGUUUAGAAGAGGAGGGUCCUGAGAAGUAUGACCAACCAGAGGAUCUGCUGGAUACAGAGCCCCAGCACCCGGGUCACCCGGGUCGCCCAAGUCGCCAAAGCCGCCAGGGCCAGCAGAGGCUUCACCCAGAGUCUCCUGAGGGCAUAUCCAAGGAGUUGUCUGAGUUUAUAGCUCAGGAGAUGGAUCGGAUGGCCCAGGGCUCUGAAGAGUCUAUGAUAACAGAUACGGAGGAGUCGGAGACCACCAUUUCCCUCCGCUCGCCCCUGAUGCCUCAGUCAGUUACCUCCUCAGAGGAGCUGUCCAAGCUGCGGCCACGGAUAGACAUCCGGCUCUGUCCAUCCCCAGGGACAGUCCUGUUCAGCACCGCGCACAAGCCUUGGACAGAUGUCAUUCCUUGCAACUAUGAGAUGACGCACACUCUGAAGGAGCUGGUGCGGGUCAAGGCCUUCCUGCUGACAGGGACCAUUGUCACCAUCGUGGAGGAGAAGAUCCUCUCCUGGCCUGUGCUGUCAACUCCUGUUGAGGUUUCCUUGCCUGCCAAAAAGGGGAAAGGAGACCAGAAGAAGGGAGACAAGAAGGAAAAAAAGGGGCUCAAGAAGAAAAAGGAGGCACCCAGGGAGCUGCGGCAGGACCCGCCUGUGCUACGCGUGCUGGGGAGCGGCCCGGUGUACCUGGAGCCCUUGCUGGCAGGGGAGACGCUGGUGUCCACUGUGUGCAAUUUUGGGGUGGUCCGCACCCUGCAGUCCGACAGGCUGACACAGGCCAGGGAUUCAAAGAAAACAAAGAAAGGUGCCAAAAAAGAGAGGUCCAAACCGGCGACUCCAAUCAUCGAAAACGUGGAACAGCUGGAGCCCUUGACAGUGGAGAUCCAGAUCCAGCUGCAGCAGUACCGAACGGUGGAGGAAGUACUCCUCGGCAUGGCUGACUAGCGGGGAGAGUAAAGGUUCCUCCGCGGGCCCGCGCUUGAGAGUCUGUGGGGCCGCCCGUCGGGGGAGGGGCGUGGCGCGGGCCGCCCAGCGGGC
This is a messenger RNA of Meriones unguiculatus (Mongolian gerbil), 2133 nucleotides long. It is a transcript of the gene Lrrc43, whose product is annotated as leucine rich repeat containing 43. The transcript has 12 exons. Bases 1 to 2040 code for a protein of 679 amino acids. NCBI's taxonomy places the organism in Eukaryota, Metazoa, Chordata, Mammalia, Rodentia, Muridae. The record is from RefSeq and is a predicted model, not a curated record.